CCCUCCUAAUACUUUCAAUGCAGAUGCUCUAACGUUCUUUUGAAAAAGGCGAAGCUUGUCUUCUUCAACAAAAAUAGCAGCGAGAAGGAAACCUCGUCGGCCAUCUGUGAUCCCUCGAGAUUAUUUAUUUGUCAUCAAAACCAAGGCACAGAUCACUGAUCGAAGAAAUAAGUUUGAUUUUGAGAAAACUAGUUCAAGUCUCUAUUCUCUGACGGCUCGUUGACUUGAUUGCUUAGGUUUACGCGAUUCACAUUUUCGAAGCAGACGAAGAGAACAUUCUCGUUUCAUGUUUUGGUAGAGAGCAUGGGUUGUUGCAAGGUGCCAGCUCUUAAUUCAAAAAAGCCUUUUCAGACGAGAUUCAGAUUCCCCACAAGCAAAAGCUACUUCUUUCAUGAUGGAGCAGCAAGGAGGAUCUUUUUCUCCAAGUUUCCGAGACAACAACACCCUGCUCCAGAGCUUCAAGAUCGUCAUCUUAUCCAAUAAACUCAAUCUCUUGUUGCCUUUCGGUCCUCUCGCAAUUCUACUCCACUACUACUUGACAGAUAAUAAGGUGAGCUACAAGUUUCGUUAUGUCCCAAGAUUUGAUUCUUGCUGCUGUGACUCAGGGAUGGGUUUUCCUAUUGAGCUUAGUCGGAAUUACACCAUUGGCUGAACGUCUCGGAUAUGCCACAGAGCAAUUGGCUUAUUACACAGGUCCAACUGUUGGAGGCCUCCUUAAUGCUACAUUUGGUAACGUGACUGAGCUGAUCAUAUCAAUUUUCGCUCUUAAAAAUGGAAUGAUACGCGUUGUGCAGCUCACUCUGCUCGGCUCCAUUCUCUCUAACAUGUUGCUUGUACUUGGCUGCGCCUUUUUCUGUGGCGGCCUUGUGUUUUCCCGUAAAGACCAAGUCUUUGACAAAGGGAAUGCGGUUGUGAAUUCAGGAUUGGUUUUGAUGGCUGUUAUGGUUCUCUUCCCCGCUGUUCUUCAUUACACGCAUAGCGAGAUUCAUGCCGGCUCAUCAGAGCUUGCUCUCUCAAGGUUCAGUAGUUGCAUAAUGCUUGUGGCAUAUGCUGCUUACCUAUUUUUCCAGCUAAAGACCCAGCCCAGUCCUUAUACCCCUCUUACCGAGGAUAUGAACCAGAGCGAAGAAACUUCGGACGAUGAUGAAGAUCCUGAGAUCUCCAAGUGGGAAGCUAUCAUUUGGCUUUCAAUCUUGACGGCUUGGGUCUCUCUUCUUUCUGGAUAUCUUGUGGAUGCCAUAGAGGGUGCUUCAGUCUCGUGGAAGAUACCAAUAUCUUUUAUCAGUGUCAUCUUGCUUCCUAUAGUGGGGAAUGCGGCAGAACAUGCAGGUGCUAUUAUGUUCGCCAUGAAAGACAAGCUGGAUCUGUCUUUGGGAGUGGCUAUUGGAUCCUCAAUCCAGAUUUCCUUGUUUGCGGUUCCGUUCUGUGUGGUGAUCGGAUGGAUGAUGGGCGCACAAAUGGACCUAAAUUUCCAGCUCUUUGAGACGGCUACACUGUUCAUAACUGUUAUUGUUGUAGCUUUCUUUAUUCAGGAAGGGACAUCGAAUUACUUCAAAGGAUUAAUGCUGAUUCUUUGUUAUUUGAUAGUCGCUGCCAGUUUCUUUGUACAUGAAGAUCCUCACCAAGAAAAAAGAUGAUAUUAAUUUAGCCAUCACGAAAGAACAUAAUCUGGUGUGUGUCAAGCCGUUUGUGUACCUGAGCCAGAUAAUCUCACCAACAUCACCGUAGUGCAUGCAUGUACAUUUAAGAUUCUAGAGCUGUUGUAUAAGAGAAACUCAUGGUUUCCGUAGCUCAUUUUCACGUUUUUUUUUUAUUGUUUACAGUUCCCUCAAAUUUGUAAAAGUUAUUUUGGUCGACGAGUCUCUACGAGAUUUGUGAAGGAGACUCUACUGACGAUUAAACUAUAGUAACAUCAU
Molecule: messenger RNA, 1916 nt
Organism: Brassica oleracea var. oleracea
Lineage: Eukaryota; Viridiplantae; Streptophyta; Magnoliopsida; Brassicales; Brassicaceae
Product: vacuolar cation/proton exchanger 5-like
Biological process (GO): calcium ion transmembrane transport; intracellular calcium ion homeostasis
Cellular component (GO): plant-type vacuole membrane
Molecular function (GO): calcium:proton antiporter activity
Source: RefSeq, a predicted model, not a curated record